Messenger RNA from Williopsis jadinii, 1104 nucleotides. Its product is annotated as MDR family NADP-dependent oxidoreductase. The transcript has a single exon. Lineage: Eukaryota; Fungi; Ascomycota; Saccharomycetes; Phaffomycetales; Wickerhamomycetaceae. Bases 1 to 1104 code for a protein of 367 amino acids. Gene Ontology annotation, molecular function: oxidoreductase activity, acting on the CH-CH group of donors, NAD or NADP as acceptor. The record is from RefSeq and is a predicted model, not a curated record.
AUGAUUAAAGCACAGCAGAUCCUGCUGACCAAGUACACCGACUUUGACAGGCCAAUUGUGUUUGACGACACGGAGGACUCGAACUUCAAGCUCAUAACCAAGGAAUACGACGUCUCUGAUGACGAGCUGUUGAGACAUGGUGAGAUAUUCAUCCAGGUGAUAUACCUCUCCAACGACCCUGCGCAGAAGGGAUGGUUCACCCCCUAUAAGUCGUACAAGGCAGUGACUCCACUGGGCGAGAUUGCACCAGCUGAUGGGAUUGCCCGUGUGUUGGCUUCAAAGAACCCACGGUUCCCCAAAGGUUGCUAUGUUGAAACGUUUACAGGCUGGUGUGAUUAUCGUAUUUUAGACACUCAAAAGGAAAAGUGCCAUAUUGUCGACCCUCACAAGGUUCCUCUAGCCAAGUACCUUAGCCUGUUUGGUGGUACUACGAUGACUGCGUAUUUCACCGUCUUCCACUACGCUCCACAGGUACAGAACAGAGUAUGGAUGGUUACAGGGGCAGCAGGGGCAGCAGGGUCCAGCUGUGUUCAAUUCAUCUCCAAAGUUCUGAAUCCAAAGCUGGUUAUUGCCGUUGCUGGUGGUAAAGACAAGUGCCAAUGGGUUGAAACUUUAGGUUCCAGAGUCAAAUGCCUGGACUACAAGGAUCCAGGCUACAAGAAGGACUUGUUCAAGCUGCUGAACGCGGACAAAUCAGAGAUUGAUGUAUUGAUUGAUCACGUUGGGGGAUGGAUCUUGAACAACGCCAUCCUGUACAUGAGUGAUUUCAGCACCGUUGUGCAAGUUGGAGCUGUUGCAGGUUAUAACUCCCCAAGUGACGGUUUCACAAACUAUGCCAACGUCAUAACGAAGAGAAUCACCAUCAAGGGCAUGAUCGUCAUGGAUCACGCUGCUGAGUUUGGUCAAGCUGCCCAUAGGAUCUCUCAAUGGCUCAAGGAUGGAACUUUGGACGUCAACAACUUUCCAGAGCAUAUCGUCCAGGCCAUUGGACCGAACUUCACAAACGUUCCACAGCUGUGGACCCAGUUAUUCCAAGGUGUUAACCGUGGGAAGUACAUCACCCAGGUCAAUGAGUACGCCCAAGGCAGGGAGUCUCGUUUGUAA